AUGUGGACUUGGACUCGAGCUUGCGAAGGCGUUUACACCAGGGAAUUGGGCUACAACGAAUGGUCUUUCUACUACGACUCCCAUAUCAACGGGACAGCGGACACCCUCUCCCAAUUUAUGGUGACAACCUCGCAGACUGAGAAGCAUCGCUUUGCGCCCGAGUCGAUCUCCGGGGCAUGGUGCCAUCUGAAGCGCCGGUUUCCUCUGCUCGCUGCAACCGUCUCCUGUCCCACAGCCGAGGGCCCGCCCCAGUUCCGUGUAGCAUCCAGCCGGCUCGACACGGUCAUUCCGAAUGAGAUCACAUUCGGAGAAGUUGCGUCUGCGGAGGCAGCGAAGGAUCUGGGCUACGAAAUUAUCAACGGCCCUCGUGUCCUCUCGGACGAUCUGCUGGGCCGACUGAUCGUGAUUUCGCAGUCAGGAGAACCCACGACCUUUCAUCUCUAUCUUCACGUGGCUCAUUUGAUCACGGACGGUGCGACCAACGCAAGACUUCCAGCCGCACUCCUGGAGUUGAUGUCCGGUGACUUGAAGUACAGUGACUUUCAUUUGGAGGCCACCUUGGCGAUGGCACUCCCCGCCGACGCGCUGGUCCCCGGUCUCAAGUUCAGUCUUGCCAAACAGCGCUGGCGGAAUGCUGCCGGCAGAGUCAUUUCUGCAAUCAGAGAGAGCAAACGAAAGGCAAGAACGCAAGAACGCGCCCAUUUCCAAUUGCUGAAGCUGUUUGCAGGGCGGUCAGACUCUACCGAGACUGUACGGUCCUAUCGCAACACGACUUCCAGCACGUUCAGGUAUGGGCAGCAAGAUCUUUGGUACGAAUCUCCAGCCCUCAGCCUAUUUCCAGGUCUUCUUGAGCUGUCAUUCUCUGCCGAUGCCUCUGUUGGCUUCCUUGAGACGCUGAAAGAACAGAAUGUCACACUGGGAAAUGCACUAGUGGUCCUCGGUCAGGUGGCCCUUGCUCGCCUACUUUCUCGUCGCUAUGCUCGGUCUGAGAUGUCCCCGGAGGAAUGGUCCUUUAGGCGCACACAAGCGACGUACACCGGUGGACCAUUGAACCUGCGAGCAUUCCUGGACUCGAACUGGGGCCGAAACGGGGGAGUAAAUGUCGGAGGAGUCUACGUCGGUUACUUCUUCCUUGCGUCGCCCUUCAUCCCGAUCGGCAGCGGCGCCUCAGCAGUACCGACACUCUCUUCGUUGAUGUCCAAAGCCCAGUUCACGCAUCGCUGCAGAGAGUUGAAAGUGCAAGCACAAAGAUACUUCAAGCAUCCGCUUUUCCUGGAGAUUGGAGCAGCGCGUUUCCCUGCGAGAGUGACCGCAAUGAAGGAGUGGGCGGAGCAGUGGACUCGCGAUCCGAAAAAAUACGUCGACGAUGCUGAACAGCAGAUGGAGCGAUGGAAUUCGCUUUCAGCAGAAGGACAAGCGCAACAUCAGGGCAGUGUUUUCAGCUUCGCGUGGUCCACAUUUGCCUCCCGAGACGCGCCGUCCAACUUCCCUCUCGGCGCAGAGACACCGCGCUUGCAGCUGAAAGAGAGCAUGAGCCGCCUGCAUUGUCGGACAGGAGAGCUCUAUCUGAGUGCCGGGGUCGUUCGAGACUGCUUCCGACUGGUUCUCUUCUACGACGAGAACGUGUUCAUGGAGGAAACGACGCGUGAGUGGAUAAACGAGAUCUCGGAGGCGAUGCACUUUUAUUUGGGCAAAGACAACAAAAGCAAGCUGUAGAACUUAUUGGGUACCUGCUAGCCACAUGCCUCCGCAGAUACAGUGUUUGCUCCAAACGUGUUCCCACGCUUUCCAGGCAUCGGAUGCGUGCUGGGCGGUGCUACGAGCUGCUUCGGAGCGCCCACCGCAUCGAACGCACGUCAGCCCGCGGGUCCGAGCGCCAGGUAAGGCAGUUUUGGUGACAAUGUCUCUGACUCGUUCCUUGCGGACAUCCCCUCCAUCCUCCAUCAGUUCAUGUCGCUGAACAAACAGUCGGGUUUUGUCCACGAUCGUCUGCGAGGCCAAUUUGUGUGCGGCCAUUUGAAGAUGCGAAUGCAUCGAGGGGGUCGCCUCGCAGAAGGCCAGACACCGGAGCGAUUCGUCGUCUGGAACAGUCGACUGCGUUUCAGCAAGCAACUCCUUGACAAGCACCUCCAAUUUGGACACAUCUACACCAGAGCACACUAGCACGUCGUUCAGAACGUUCUGAGCCAUUUGAGAAUUUUCGUCCACGGCACGCAGCGAGGUGAUUUUGGUCUUGAAUUGGAUGACAUCCGAAAGCACAGUGUGCAAGCAAGCCAGGGUGUAGGCAUGCCCGAGGUACCAGGGAACAGCGGGGCUCUCGGCAGCAGCCACAGCAAGCACACAGUCUUUCAAAAGCUGCUCGACGAAGCUUACGACCCACGCAGAAAGACUGACCAGCUGCCAUACAGCAUCUGUCAAUACAGGUUAGUUCUGCGCGGGUCACCGGAGUAACAUCCUAACCAAGAUCAAAGGCACCAUCCACUCGACAAUCCUCGAAAGCUGUCUUGCACGAGGCAAGGGAACACACAUCAAGCGCUGUGUGCCAGCGGAUGCCCAAUCGCUCGCUCUCAGACACGUUAUGGAUGGCGCGAGAUCUGUGAGCUUCAGUUCAGCCGAUGCCCAUCCGUGAAUGGUGGUUAGAUACCUGUACGUCUCCAGGACCAGCCCCAACCCACGGCGGAUCAGGGUUCCCUUGUCUUGGCCGUUAUUGACCAUCUUGAAAGCAGCAUGCAGCGUCUGACCAACAACUUCUAGCGUAAUCGACGAUCGAACGAGGAGAUGGGUGAUGUCUGCAGCGGAACUGCCUGAAAGAAGACAGGUGGCAAUUCUCGCUGUCAGGUCUAUCAUCGAGGAAACAUCGGAUUUAUGUCGAGGGAUUGACUGCAAGGAAAGGCGGGUCGUCGAAGUGCAGAGUAGCGUCGUGUUGUUGGGAGACAGAACCCCGUGGGUGGGUACUGCGAAGAGACUGAGCGACCAAUCCCAACCCGAAGCAGCAAGCCUGCUUACACUCUUGCCCGGCUGACUCGAGAGGAACGACCACUUGACUGGGAGCCCAGCUCUCGUGCUCUGCCAGUUCUGGUCUGCAUGAAGGUUAAUUAAAGAACCAUUCGGCGAAGAGAGGACUUCGUACAAGCUCAACAGAUGCGUCGAUCCUGUCACGAUGCUUCUGUGCUGCGAUUUAUUAACAGGAAUCGGUCCUGACACUUUCAAGAGCCCUGCGAGCAGCCCGGAUCCUUGUCCCGUGGGUCCACCCGGAUUGGGGACGAUUCUGUCUACCCUCAGUAUGACAGAACUUAAAAGGGACCCUCGUUUCAAGCUCACCCAGUUGCGACUUUCGUCGGCGGAUGAACGGGCGAGAGAAUGGAUAAACAGUUCUGAUUUCGGAGCAGCUGCGUCUUGGAGGUGUCCAUAGCUACUCGCAAGAUACAGCUUGCUAUCAUCCAUAGGCGGGAGGGGAGUCGUUGAAACCGAGAUAACUGUUCAAUGCAUAUGCCACAAUGUAAAAACGGAACAAAGACGCGAGCGCACGAAAACUAGUAGCUUCAAUUUUGACCUCACAGAGUUCAAUGGCCGAAGCUUCGCCCCAAUUUUGCCAUUCCAGAGGAGAUUCAUACUCUGACGGGGUCAGAUCUAAAUUCAUUGGAAGUUGAAGAGGGUUGGCAGUUCGGUCACCGACGGAUGCUGAGGGCAGUACACGAGAACGAUAGGCCACCAAGAUCGAGGAUUCUAAGACCAAAUUGACGCAGUAGUGGGAGCCGAAACGGAUCGCACUUGCCGUUAUAGGCCAUGCCUAUCGAAGCACCCACACAUGUCUUGACAACACUGGUCUUGAAGGAGGGGGUUUCAGUUGAAUUAGGCCGAUCUUCAAUUGCAACUGCCGGUUGAUUGAGCGUGCAAGUGAGCAUUUUCCAUUCACGGAUGUAUGAGCGCAAAUAGCACACGGUCACUUCGAAAGACUCGGUGACCAGUACGAGAGCUGCUUCAGCCAAGGGCGUGUGCGGUCCACGAAGAGGAAGUCUUCUCGGUACGCCUGACUCAUCACACGACCACUGCGAAGGAUUGUCAAAGGAUUGUGAUAGAACACUCGGACAAAGCGCACCUUGCGUGAACCACCCAGCCAGCCAGCAGCGACGAUCCCGGCACCAGGACGAAGUGCCCAACAUUGCUUAACAUUCCAAUCGUCAAGAGGCGCAGAACGCUGCCAUAAGCACGAGAUUCCGUCACUUUCGCCGACCGACGGGAAAUAAGCGUAAAGCCAGUCUCCUGCAGGGGAAUCCGCUAUGACACGGGGUGGCUCGAAUGACGCCGGAGACGAGACGACGGGUGGAGGAGAGGGGAGAGAAAACUGCUUGGAAGAUGAGGAAUGACGCGCAUUUACUAUGGGUUGUGUUGGAUGAGCGGAGAAGAUUGUAGAAGUGGCUGUCCACACUACAGGU
This is a messenger RNA of Mycena citricolor, 4436 nucleotides long. The record is from the annotation of a GenBank genome assembly. NCBI's taxonomy places the organism in Eukaryota, Fungi, Basidiomycota, Agaricomycetes, Agaricales, Mycenaceae.